Molecule: messenger RNA, 1374 nt
Organism: Dioscorea cayenensis subsp. rotundata (Guinea yam)
Lineage: Eukaryota; Viridiplantae; Streptophyta; Magnoliopsida; Dioscoreales; Dioscoreaceae
Product: 3-ketoacyl-CoA synthase 5-like
Exons: 1
Coding region: 1-1374 (457 amino acids)
Biological process (GO): fatty acid biosynthetic process
Cellular component (GO): membrane
Molecular function (GO): acyltransferase activity, transferring groups other than amino-acyl groups
Source: RefSeq, a predicted model, not a curated record
AUGGAGACUAACCUAAAGAACCAUGCCUUCUCUCUUCUCAUCCAUUCCCUCCAUACCUUCAUUCUCUUGGCAUGCAUUACUAGUGAGACCUACAUCUUCAUUAACAAAUACCAUCCUCUCCACCAUCUCAUCCCUCUCUUCUUCAUCCUUGUCUUCCCAAACCUAUCCAAACCCUCCUCCCAAGUGUUCCUUUUAGACUUCUCUUGUCUAAAACCAUCUCCAAGUCUCAGAGUUCCAUCAGCAGCUCUAAUGGAACAUCUUUCCAUGAUUGAAGGCUUUGACCAAGAGAGCUUAUCCUUCUUGUCUAAAGUCACCUCUUCUUCUGGCCUUGGAGAAGAAACCUACUUCCCUCCUUCACUCCGUCACCUUCCUCCAAGAACUGACCAUAAGAACUGCAUUCAAGAAGCUCAUAUGCUCUUCUUCCCCAUCCUUCAAGACUUGUUCUCUAAAACCAGGAUAUCUCCUCAAGAAAUAGACAUCCUUGUGCUUAACUGCAGUGCCUUCUGUUCCUCUCCCUCACUCUCCUCCAUCAUUGUCAACCGUUUUGCAAUGCGGGAUAAUGUGAAGACCUUCAACCUCUCCGGCAUGGGCUGCAGCGCCGGUGUAAUCAGCAUUGACAUUGCAAGAACUCUCCUCCAACUCAACCGUGGAUCAUUCGCUCUGAUAAUCAGCACUGAAGUUCUUUCCACUGGUUGGUACUCCGGCAAAGAUCAACGUAAGCUUCUGCUCAACUGUGUCUUCCGUUCCGGCAGUGCUGCCGUGCUUCUCACCAACAAAAAGGUAAAAAAUUUGAAGUACAAGCUGCUUCACUUGGUGAGAACUCAAAGAGCAUUUGAUGACACUGGUUACCAUUCAGCCAUAAGAGAAGAAGACUCCAAAGGAAUCACCGGAGUCUCCAUUGAACGCAAUUUACUGCAUGUGGCCAGAGACUUACUACGUUCUCACGUCAUAAUUCUCGGUAAAAUCAUACUACCAUUUAGAGAAAGAGCUAAGUACGUGAUCAUGGUGUUAAUAUUUAAGGUUGUUUCAUCUGACAAGAAGAGAAGUCCGGUGCCGGAAUUCAGGGCUGCAGUGAAGCACUUCUGCAUGCCAGCUUCAGGGAGGGGGAUGAUAAAGGAGAUGGGGAAAGGAUUGGGAUUGGGAGAAAGGGAGAUUGAGGCUGCAUUGAUGACUUUCCGGAGAUUUGGGAACCAAUCAUCAUCGUCCAUGUGGUAUCAACUUGGGUAUAUGGAAGGGAAACAAAGGAUUAGGAAGGGUGACAAGGUUUGGCAGUUGGGAAUGGGGACUGGACCCAAGUGUAACAGUGUGGUUUGGGAAUGUUUGAGGGUGAUUAAAGGAGAGGAAUUAGGUCAAAAGGACCAUGGGAGAGAUUGA